AACGCUCGAUUCUAGUGGGAAUCUGGGGAACCUCAGCAACAAUAGACUCGCGUUGAGGUGUCGGAAGAAGCCGAUUAUGCGGGGUAUAUACGAAAGCACUGUUCCAUAAAACACCGUCCACCAUAAAUAUGCUGUUCCCCAGAUUUUGAAGUUGCUCCGGCCUCAUUUCGGGCAAUCUACGAAGAUGGACGAGCUUACCCCACGUCUUCGCGGUGGCCCAAGGAGGGCUUGUGAUAACUGUCGCCUACGAAAAAUCCGCUGUAAUCGUGAUCAACCAUGUGACAAAUGUGAGUCUAUCCCUUUGGUCUGUCGGUACAAUGAUAUCGUACGCCGGAAAGGACCGAAGGGCCGUACAGCUCCAGUCUUGACCGCACUUCUGUCAACAGGGAGACCGGAAGCCUCAUCGAUAUAUAAUCAAGAUCCUCAACUUGUCAACGACAUGUUUCCCGAUAUUUUACAGUCGUCGUUAGCACCGCAAGGUGACAGCCCUUACCCAGCCGACUAUGAUGCCUCACUGUCGCUGUAUGAGGAACCUGCAGCUAAUCUAGCACCUCUACCACGGCGGAUUUCUUCUUCGCAACUCCAAGCAUAUGUCCAGGCGUUCUUACAACAUCUUUACUCUAUCAUGCCGGUUGUAGAUGUGAAUUCGCUCUUGCUAGAUUGUGCUAGCCCAGAAGCAUUGCACCCCCGACGCUAUGCUCUCCUUGCUGCCCUCUCAGCUGCCACAUAUUUCCAAUUGAAGAACCAUAUUCCCCAAAAAGACGCCAAUCUCGACACAACCGGAUUAGGAUACCGCCUGGCUAAAGAGGCGGAGGAAACGCUGCAUCAAUUUGAUCCCCUUGAGGAGCCACAUGUCGACACUCUGCUCACCAUGUUUUUCUUGUUCGCUGCGUAUGGGAAUCUUCACAAGCCAGACCGAGCCUGGCAUUUCCUCAACCAAAGCAUUUCUUUCGCGUACACUUUGAGGCUGAAUAUAGAGUCUACCUAUUGGGUUCUUAACCAAAACGAGGCUGAUAUAUUACGGAGGGUCUACUGGCUUCUUUUUGUCACGGAGCGUGCGUAUGCCCUCCAAACGGGCCGGCCAGUUAUGCUUCGCGCUACGAUCGAGAAGCCUUCCGUCUUCCGAUCUGAGUCUCCAAUAACUAUGUACGGGUUCAACAGCCUAAUAUCACUAUUUGAGAAAAUCACACCUGAUGUCUAUGAAUGGAACAUUGGCAACACAGGACGACCUUGCAACCUAUCAUCCUUGUCAGAUAUCUAUCAAUCUGUCGCUUUCACAGCGCCACUGUUAGGUGAGGUGUCGGAAACUAGCCGAGUCGAUAUAAUUCUCACGCAGCAAUGGCUGCAAACCCGGCUGUGGCGGUUUUGCAUGGGCCGACAACAUCUCCAUCAUACACACAGCGAUACGAGACUCCCUAGACAAACUCCAGCGAUGGCAGGAAAGAUUGUCAUGUCCUGUUUGUCAUCAGUGACUCAGAAGUCGGCUGACGCACAUGGAAUAGGAUUAGAACAAAAACUUUACGACAUCGGGGAAUGUAUCUUUCACCUCUCGCAACAACUGUCUCUGAAAACAGACAAAUCAUUGGAGGUGUCCACAGUUGACGCGAAAGAAGUCUUGUACGGAAUCUUAACUUCAUUGUCCCGGGUCCGGGGAUCUCAAUCAUACUUAUUUCCGGCGCUCCUUCAGCAGUCCCAAGGGCUUCUGGGCUUGGAGGAUGUACCCCCACCACUGAUCGAGACGUCUCCUACUCCGGAAGCCGAUGAACAUGGUUUGUCUUAGCAAUAUUGCGUGCAGUAUAUAGUGCUGCUCACAUUUGUGCAGUAUCUGAGGUCUGGAAGUGCGGGAAAUUGUGUGUCUAGAUCUUGCGGAGUUGUAGAGAGUCCUAGACUCCUAAAUCAUGGUACACUGUAAAUUAUGUCUUUUGAGAAUCCCAUAUAUUUGUGUUAUG
Talaromyces stipitatus ATCC 10500 is the source of this 1949-nucleotide messenger RNA. RefSeq lists its product as uncharacterized. The record is from RefSeq and is a predicted model, not a curated record. NCBI's taxonomy places the organism in Eukaryota, Fungi, Ascomycota, Eurotiomycetes, Eurotiales, Trichocomaceae. Gene Ontology annotation, molecular function: DNA binding; zinc ion binding; DNA-binding transcription factor activity, RNA polymerase II-specific. The transcript has 3 exons. Gene Ontology annotation, biological process: DNA-templated transcription; regulation of DNA-templated transcription. Bases 185 to 1780 code for a protein of 531 amino acids.